Messenger RNA from Scylla paramamosain (green mud crab), 2258 nucleotides. RefSeq names its product BOS complex subunit TMEM147-like. Lineage: Eukaryota; Metazoa; Arthropoda; Malacostraca; Decapoda; Portunidae. The record is from RefSeq and is a predicted model, not a curated record. Bases 251 to 931 code for a protein of 226 amino acids. The transcript has 4 exons.
AUCAUGACUUUCAUCUGAAUAAUUAAAAGCCACAAUCGAGGCUCGACAACAUUACCUGACACCGGCGUAGCAUUGACGAUAUAAAUAAGUUAUUCAAUAUUAUGGACAUGCUGAAGGAAACAUUAAGAAGAACAUAGCCAUUCAUGUGAUCGAAUGAAGAGACGGAAUGAAGAAUUAGUUGAUAGAAGGAAGACAAGCUGAGAAGUAGUUGCCGAACAAGUCUUUCACAAUCUACCUCUACUCAAUAAUAAUGACGUUUUUCCAUUUUGGAAACUGCUUGGCGCUUGCCUACGGACCUUACUUCCUCACCUACAAAUACUCGGGAAUGACAGAGUAUGGGGCAUUCUGGAAGUGUGUCCAGGUGGGUGGCAUGUACCUUCUUGUUCAGCUUUGCAAGAUGCUGCUGUUGGCCACUUUCUUCCCAACUUUGGAUGGUCCUUUAGAGGCUUCUGGACUUUUCACUGAGCUUGUAAAGACAACAGUAGACUUUGGUGAUGUGAUGGGAAUGAGUGUGGUGCUGAGCCGAGUCCCAGGUGCUGGUCACAUCAAGGUGCUCAUUACAGGCCUAGGUUGGGCUGCAGCAGACUUACUCCUAACACGAGCACUGCCACUGUGGGUGGGUGCACGUGGUCUUGAAUUUGACUGGAAGUACAUUCAAAUUAGCCUUGAUGCUAAUAUAAGCUUGGUCCAUCAUCUUAAUUUGGCACUCCUGGUAUGGCUGUGGUGGCGUGUGGACCUGGCGCCUCCUGUGCGCCCUAUUGCAGCAGUGUUACUUGCUGGCUGUGUUUAUCGGCCAUUGCUGCCACAAGUGCUAGCCCUGCUGCUGGGCUCUCAACCAGCAGGAUUUACACUCUUAGCUGCCAAUGCCACAACUACAUUAUGCACAGCCCUUAUUGCGUCACAUAUGUUUAUUACACACACCUGUGGUUAGUGCUAACCUUGAGCUGCUGGUAUGUUGACUCAGGCCAAGUGAAUUACUUUUUUUUUUUUUUUUUUUUUUUUUUUUUUUUUUUAAGCCAGUAGGCCUACAUGUAAAGUUUUCUGUUUAAAACAUAUAUACUUAUGUCCAGCUACCAUCUCUAUCCAUAAAUUUGGAAAAUUUUUAAGGCUCCCUACUAACUCUGCAUUACACCAAAUUACUGCAUUCAUUCCAGUCAUCUACCACGCUGUUUGAGAUCAGGUUUCUCCUUUAUACAUCAAAUUUUAUUAAGACUGUAUUUAGUAUGUGUUCUAUCCUGAUUACUAACAUUAAAGGUCUUAUUUUCAUUUUUCUAGUUAUGAACUAUUUUGUUAUUUGUCCUCGUGGUUUUGUAAAUAAAAGUCUGUACUUUUCUUUCUACCAAAAUAGCCUUGUAUUUCAAAGUUUCUUAAAAGUGGAAAGUGAAUAAGAGUUUCCCAAAUAAAAUAGAAAAUCAAGUUGUUUAAGUUGAAGGAUGAAAUUAAAGAAAUGUAGUAAUGUGGAUGAAAUUUCAGAUUGAUUGGUAAAAUAUCAAAGUAAUAUGUUUUGAAUUGAGAAAUUGAUGUAGAGAUGAAAUAUGAUAAAUGAUGUAGUAAGGUGCAAAGAGAAAGGAGAGGAGUUUGGCCAUAGGUAACAAAUAGUGAUUGCAAGGAUAAGGUUAUAUAAGAUAUUGACUACACUGUAUGAGAGAAUUAAAAACAGAGUAAGGAAAAAUCAAAGAGAAGGAGAUUGAAUAUAAUAGCAAUAAAUUAUCUGAAAUAAGUGUGGAGCAUACACAUGGAUUGAAUGAGGAAUGACAUGCAAGAAAGUGAAGGCAUUUGCCCUCUCAUUGAAGGAAUGUACAGACAAGAAGUAGUAUUGUGGGUUAGGCCUCAUCUUUUACAAUUAGUUAUAUAUAGGAUGGCUGAGUAUUUUUCAGAUCAUUGUCAAGACACUGGGAAAGAGCAUGGUGCCAUCUACAUGAUCAGUUACGCAAUGUGAUUAUGAAGCACAGCCUCAAAACCUUCCCCAAAACUGAUCAUGUAAACAGGAACACUGAAUCACUCAAACUUAUUGGGUACUGAUGAGCAGGAGUUGUAUAUUAGCAUGGCCACCUGGACAUGUCACUCAUGCUCUGCUGUAAACAGUAGGCAUAAGGAGUUUGCUUGUUCUGACAAUUCUGACCAGUAAUCAACAAAUGUCAUGGGUGCCUUUUGAGUGGACCAACUUCUUGACAUAUAACUACUCAAAUUAUACAGAGAUUCACCAUGUCUAUAGAACAUUGAUGUUAAGAAUGUAAAAAUAAAUGAAAAGUACAAAG